Molecule: messenger RNA, 2884 nt
Organism: Fusarium verticillioides 7600
Lineage: Eukaryota; Fungi; Ascomycota; Sordariomycetes; Hypocreales; Nectriaceae
Product: acid phosphatase
Exons: 2
Coding region: 1191-2603 (470 amino acids)
Biological process (GO): dephosphorylation
Molecular function (GO): phosphatase activity
Source: RefSeq, a predicted model, not a curated record
UGACAAGAAUAACUGUACUCCAAGCACGAUAAAAUGUUUCCUUCUUAACACCAGAAUUGCCAGGUUCAAGCCUUUUUUUAUUUACCUGCAUGGCACAUUGUAUGCUUAUUCCAUACAGCAGUUACUUGACAAGGGAAUACCCCGUGAACCCCAUAUUCUCCAUUCCGAAAAAGAGCCUGAAACCCACGCGAGAUACCACAUGCCAUUUCACGAUUCGAUCCAUGAACGAAGAGCCGGAUAUCGUACGGCAUAAUCGACCCCGUUAAAGCCGCGACCCGGCCGAUAUCCAAUAAAAUUGCGUCCGAUGGCCGUUGCAAGUCUCUCCCACUCUUGGGCAAAAGUGCCUGGAAGCUUACUCUGUAAGAAGAGGGAAAGCCAAUUGUGGCUGUCUAGGCGAGGAAAGAAAGCUUAGGAACUCGAUCCCAAAUAACAAAAAGAUUUGGGCAACUUAGUACAAGUUUAGGAUACCUUUUACUGAAUUUGUUUUAACACCCUAUAUUGAAGUCUAAUGUUUUCUUGCUCCCCGAGGGCUGUUUAUCAGCUUACAGAGACAGGUUGAUAACUUGGUGUGGGCUUGCAUUAGCGUCCGCUAGGGCAAGGUUAGUGAAGGAGGGGUUGUUUUUGAGCUCUCAUGAGCUUGUCGAUGCUCAAUGACACGGGCUAAUCGUGCAAUUGACAGAUGAGGCAGGGUGAUAUGAUCUGCAUCCACUGACAAUCAUCAAUUCCUCGGAUAUAGCCAUCUCAAUCUCUCGUUGUUUAUAAACUCGACACUCUUAGCAUAAAGCAUUCGAAAAAACAAGCUCAGUCUGCAAAAUCAUCAUGAUUAUGGAUGGUGUCAAUAGUGUUUCCUAUCUAGGUAUGACUAUCCAGGAAAAAAGAGGGCCCAGAGGUCAACUAGAGAACCAACCUUGACCCGGAGAGAUCCAUGGUGUGGAAACUAUGCAUAACCUUGCAGCUACACGGCACGCUCAGAGCCGAACAGGGCGGGGAAUUACCUACGAUACCAUAUCUUUUGACUCUCAUAACAACGUACGCUAUCUUCUUGUAAUAGGUAAUGAUGAUGAGAACUAUAUAUUUCCUUCUCUUCUCGUUCUCUCUUGACCAUUUGUCUUCUCUUCCUUUCCCCUUCGUCGUCAACAGUGGCAACGAGUAAGUGUGUAUAGCUUCAUUCAGUGUCCCACCUAACCAAGAUGCACGCCAAGCCCCUCUCCCUCCUCGUGCUAUCUGCCCUCCCCUCCUUGACUGCAGCUGAAGAUGUCCUUGGCCUUUACGUCUUCCACCGUCACGGUGAUCGCACUGCCAAGGCCUGGAAGCCCGUAAACUUCACAGCUCUCGGAGCCGACGAGGUUUACUCUUCCGGUUCUUGGUACCGCGAUACUUAUGUGAGCAAGGAUGCUUCACGAAAGAUCACUGGCCUCAGCCCCGAGUCAGCCGUCUUGUCUCAGCUAGAUGUCACUUCUCCCGUCGAUGCUGUGCUUCAGAACUCUGCUCUUGUAUUCAUGCAGGGGCUUUACCCUCCUACGAAGCAGUUUGAGACCCUUGCCAAUGGAUCCAGGGUUGAGGCUCCUUUGAGUGGAUAUCAAUACAUUCCCAUUGCUUCAGUAGAGACUGCAGCCAGCGACAAGAACUCUGAGAACAGUGCUUGGCUCCAGGGGAACAGUGGUUGCACCAACGCGGAGGCUAGCUCAAAUGAUUACUUCUCCUCCCCCGAGUACGCUGGAGCAUACAAGGACUCUGAAAGCUUUUAUCAGGGCCUUCUGCCUGUCAUCAAUGGAACCUACGGCAAAGAUGAGGCCAACUUCCAGAAUGCCUAUACCAUCUUUGAUCUCAUCAAUGUUGCUCGUAUUCACAAUUCUAGCAUCCCUUCCGAUGAUCUGCUCGAUGAGUCCACCCUGGAAAAGCUAUAUUAUCUCGCUUCCAUCCAUGAGUGGAACCUCGCCUACAACAGCAGCGAACCCGUCCGUGCCAUUGCGGGCUCGGUGCUUGCUGGCCAGAUCAUUGAGGCUCUUGAGCCCCUUGCAGAGGGUAAGAAGGGACCCAAGGUCAACAUCCAGUUCGGUGCCUAUGCUGCUUUCAUGUCUUUCUUCGGUCUUGCUGGUCUCGACAAGGUCAGCUCCGACUUCAAGGGAGUCGUCGACUACGCCUCAUCUAUGGCCUUUGAGCUCGUAACCAACGCCACAAACCCUACUGCCGACGACGUCAGUGUCCGCUUCUACUUUGCCAACGGCACUGCUGCUCAACACACCCCGAAGUUGUUCCCUCUCUUCGGUAAGGAUGAGACCACCAUCUCUUGGAAGGACUUCAAGACUGGCAUGUCUGAUUUCGCCAUUGAGGACACCAAGCACUGGUGCAAGCUUUGCGGAAACAACGAUGGCACCUGCGCUAGUAGCUCGGAUGAUGACUCUACUUCAUCUCAAUCAAGCUCUGGCGGCUCUGGCAACGGUGUCUCGAAGCCAGUUGCUGGCGUCAUUGGUGCCCUUGUUACUCUCGUUGUCAUUUUGGGUGUCCAGGCUGCCUUUAUUCUGCUCGGCGGUCUGCGUCUUGUCAAGAAGUCGACGCUUGCAGCUGCUGGCGCAUCUCAGGCCGAAGCAGUCAAGGCGUGAGUGAAUAUGAAUCGACAGGUAGUGGGACAGGUUAAAUGUUCUUGGUCAGGAUAUGCAUGACCCAUGCGACGUUAUGAUUUUUUCGCCUUCAGGUACCAGGAUAGCCAUCAUGUAACGAAUUGAUGUGCCAUGCUUUAAUUAAGACAAUAUCGCCGAACUCUCAUGGCUAUGAUCUAAUAAUGAUAUCCAGGAAUCGUGUCAUACUCCCCUAUGAAGUCUAUCAGGAAGUAAACAUUAAAAAUAACCCAACCCUGGGUGCUCUAGAAACGCAUCUGUUGCUU